CAAAAGAAUAAAUGUAUGAACACUUUUGCUUGCAUACCCACAUUUAUACAAGAUUCCUAAUAUUGUAUAGAGUAUAUUUACUAAAAAUUACAAAGAGCCUGACGAUUUUCCAGAAGAGCAUGUGAUCGAAGAUUUUGAACAGGGAAAGUGGAAGAACGAAUCAAUGAAGAAUUACUACAAUGAUAAAAUAACUAACAGAGGAGAACUUAAUUAUAGCAGUAAUAGCCUCUUCUCUCUUCCCAGAGCGAUAAUGAUGUCAGUAUAUGAUCAAGUAGUUAUCCUAAACAUUAGCAAGAACUUGUUGACUGAGAUUAGCGAAGGCAUGAUAAAAGCUAUGCCAAACUUAAAAGAACUAAUAGCAAACAAUAACAAGAUAACCUUCAUUACCUCUGAGAUAUACUUACUAAAAGAUACACUGAAAUAAACUGUUGCUUGGGUGCAAUAAUUUAGAAGAAAUCACACCUGAAAUUUCACAAUUGGAGAACCUUCAGUACCUGUGAAUUAAUAAUAAUAAGUUGAAGUAUCUUCCUCCAGAGAUCUGUGAACUAGAAAAGCUCAAGACGCUUGACGUAUCAGAUAAUAAUAUCAACUCUUUACCUUAUGAACUGGGAAAUCUGAGGAAUCUCAAGAGGCUAAAUCUAGAGAAUAACCCUUCGCUUAAUUCUAUACCUACAAGCUUGUGAAACCUUGAUAAAUUAGAGAGAAUUCUCCUCGAGUGGCUUAUCUAUGUCCCUAGAGAUGUUGAUUUAAGCAUCAACGAGCAUGGACAAAGUAAGAAUGUAAAGCCAAUAUACCCUAUAAGCUCAGAUGCUGAUAUCAAAUCCAAAAAGGCUCAGCUCUUAAGGCAAAUUCUUAAGAGCUUUGAUAGCCAGGGGAAAGAAAUUGUCAACUUUAUUGACUUUAUCGGAUGUAAUCAAGAUAAUAUUGAUUAUCAGGAUAGCCGUAAAAGAACCAAGAUCAAUAUUGCAGCUAAAGAAGGACAUUAUUUGGUGGUUAAAGAAUUACUAAAGGAAGGAGCAGAUCCUAAUGUGUAUGAUAAGGAUAAAUUUGCAGCUCUUGGACUAGCCAUCCGUGAAAGUAAUGAUGAAAUAGCUUCAUUAUUACUCUCAUCAAAGUUUCAAUCAGAUCAAGGAGAUAUCCCAAGAGUAGACCUCGAUAUAGGCGCAGGAAAUUUAGGUAGUCCUCUUCAUAUUUCUGUGGUUAAACAUAAGACAUAUAUUGUGAAGAAAAUGAUAAAAAUGGGAGCAGAUCCUAAUAUUCAAGAUAAGGAAGGGAACACUCCUCUUCAUCAGCUUUUAAGCAUUUUCUCCAAAAACGAGGAAGAAAGUUCAGCUCUACUAAAAAUUUUGAUAGAAAAUGGAGCAAAUCUGCAAAGUGUAAAUACUCUAGGUUUGACUCCAUUGCUUCUCGCCAUAAAGAAGAAGCAAAAAGGAGCAAUUUUAAGUGUUAUGAAAGAGCCUCCGCAUAUUCUUCAAAAUUUUAAUCCAGACUUUAAGGAGGAGAGUUCUGGUUACAACUCAGUUUAUCUUCUCUUGAAGCAUAAAUUCACUGAACUAGCUGAGAAAAUGUUUCUAAAAGGAGGUAAUUCUUUAAUCCACCUUCCUGGUGGUUGGAAAUAAAUGCUGUGUGGAAGCAGAAAGCUAUAAAACUAAGUACAUAAUUAGAAAGAUGAGGAAAUUCCAGCUCCGUUCUAAAUUCAAAGUCCCCUUGAAUACAGCUCUGACAGCUCCUUACGAAGACCUUGUCCGGAACAGGAUUCCAUUCUACGAGGACACUUCUGACAUUGGUAUGUCUAGCCCUACUGAAUACCACUGUGUAAGCCACCUUAUAAAGAAGCAGCAGAUUACCAAAAUGGCUCUGAUACACAAAUCUCAUGAAACGAGGCACACCAGGAUCAAAUUCGUGAAGCACAAAGUACCUGCUUCGCCUGAGUAA
This is a messenger RNA of Moneuplotes crassus, 1935 nucleotides long. Lineage: Eukaryota; Ciliophora; Spirotrichea; Euplotida; Euplotidae. The record is from the annotation of a GenBank genome assembly.